GCAAUAUGUUCCUCAGUAGGAAGAGGCCUGUCUUGGGUUCAUUUCUCCCCUACUUAUCUCAAGCAGAAAUCUAAUGGCACUGCUAUAUUAUCCGUGGGGAGUGAAAUAUAUCCCCUUCCAUUCUGGUCCUUGUUAUGAGUCCCUCUCAGCAGCACUGGCACUAAUGUAACAAAAAAGAACAUUGAGGGAGGCUGUUAAAAGCUUCUGUAGGACUCAGCCAUUAAUAAUCCUAAAAUAACUAUUGUUUUGUAUCACAGCAGGGCCUUCUUUCUGCAAAUGCCAUGUACUGAUUGUACUCGGUAUAGUGCACUCACACGUAUCUCAGAUGUCUGCCUGCUUUGUUCCUCUAACACCCCGUGAUUGGCCGAAACGAGAUGACUCAUGUGCCGAACAGAACUUUUAUUAUGGGGGAAAUGAGGCAUCUAAAAAUGACUGUAGAAAGUGACUGUAAAAUGUUAUCUGCUCUGAGAACAAUCAGCAGGUAAAAGGGAUAAGAUUUGGGUACAGCUCAAUGAUACAAGUAAAUACCAUACCUAUCGUUUAUUUAUUUAUUCAUUGGCUGUUUGUCUGUACAUGUCUGGCAAUAUAAGAAGUAUCCAUUCUUUAAUGUCAUGAAUAUGACCGUGGCAAUUAUGUGAGGUUAAAUAAAAUGGUCAGGUCCAUGGGUGACAUCACAGAGCAUGGUCACGCUUACUUAUGUGAUGUCAUAGGGAUGAAUGUCUGACCCCCACUUAUUAACUACCCUACUAGAAAGCUGACCGCCCUCUUACCGCUCUGUUGAGUUGCACUGACUGCCUAUUUGCUUCCUGAAAACUCUUUCUUUCAGAUGAAAAUAUUUAAAGAUGGAUGUGCAUCCCACUGUGAAACAUAUGGCCAUCUUUAAUCAUCAUGCGGGAGUUUCAGCUAUGCGGGAGUCGGCAAAGCAUCACGAGAGCACCAAGAAAGAAGAAAAGCUUGUGGCAUUCUGCCAGUAUUAAGAAAUGGCAGAGGGAGUCGUUCAGCAAGUCGAGGAUGAAGAUCAAGAGCAAGCACUGGAGGAACAGCUUAUGCGAGACCUUCAAAAUAUGCUAGGAGAUAGCGUAAAUGACCCUUGCUUUCAAAAUGACCCAGAGUGGAGUGAUCAAGAAUUAGUUUCUAUACAAAAUACACCUCUAGAUGAGAGAAUGGGAAACACAGCAUGGUGUAAAUGUGGAAAGUGCAUUCCUAUGCCAACCAAAGAUGAGUCCUGCUGCUGCACGGAAAUCCAGGACAUAGCACAUUAUUUUGAAGGUGAUGUCAUUUGCAUAACCACUGUGGAUGACAUGUUGGAUAUGUGCAUGGAUGAAAAUCGACUGGAUUUCAUGAUAAGAUGGAGUGGCCGUUACUCAAGAGCAGCAUACAGACGUGAUCGAAACCGGAUCCUUAGAAAGGCAGCUUACCGGGCCUUCUCAACAUGGGCGCACGGCUAUCUUGGACUUGGGAACAGAAUUCCGAUACCUUCCUGUAUGGUUAACUUAAUUAGAAAGAAGUUUCCUGACAGUCAACAACGUUACGUUGGAUUCUUUUGGAGCAAUGAUUACCCUGCCAUUGACAUGGCUUUUGAUUUCUAAUUGUUUUGUUGUUCAUUUUGUAAUCUUUAAAAAUUGUACUUUUUCAGUAAUUCAAGUGUUUUUAGUGGACAUUUUUAAAAAAUUUGUAAAAUUUUUACUUGAUUUUAGUUCUAAGAGCAAUUAAA
Xenopus laevis (African clawed frog) is the source of this 1714-nucleotide messenger RNA. Its product is annotated as P2X purinoceptor 7. The coding region runs from base 981 to 1589 and encodes 202 amino acids. The transcript is spliced from 4 exons. NCBI's taxonomy places the organism in Eukaryota, Metazoa, Chordata, Amphibia, Anura, Pipidae. The record is from RefSeq and is a predicted model, not a curated record.